This is a messenger RNA of Annulohypoxylon maeteangense, 4534 nucleotides long. RefSeq lists its product as uncharacterized. Gene Ontology annotation, molecular function: G-quadruplex DNA binding; double-stranded telomeric DNA binding; ATP hydrolysis activity. NCBI's taxonomy places the organism in Eukaryota, Fungi, Ascomycota, Sordariomycetes, Xylariales, Hypoxylaceae. Gene Ontology annotation, biological process: telomere maintenance via recombination; double-strand break repair; telomere maintenance via telomerase. Bases 275 to 4198 code for a protein of 1307 amino acids. The transcript has a single exon. The record is from RefSeq and is a predicted model, not a curated record. Gene Ontology annotation, cellular component: condensed nuclear chromosome; nucleus; Mre11 complex.
GGAUUACGGCGCGUUUUCCCCUCCAAAAGUUGUAAUCGAGACGCGUUCCAUUUUACUUUCGCAACAUCCUUCACUAUCAAUUAACAAAGCUGAGAAGUGACUCUCAUCUCGCAAACAAACCAGCCAAAUAAUACUCGUCACAAACCUACUACCUUAAAUACAAAAUCGUCUAUACUUUGCUGCGACUACGUCACCAUUACGUGAACUACAUCAGCCUCAUAUUAUGGGACGAUUGCAUCUCAGUCCAGUAAUAUUAGGACUCUAAUCCGUCAUCAUGUCUAAAAUUGACAAGCUGUCUAUCUUGGGUGUCCGGUCUUUCAGCCCUAACGACAGACAGACCAUACAGUUUAAUACCCCUCUAACCCUGAUCGUUGGAUACAAUGGUUCUGGUAAAACUACUAUAAUCGAGUGCCUCAAAUAUGCUACAACCGGUGAUCUUCCUCCUAACAGCAAGGGAGGAGCUUUUAUCCACGAUCCAAAGCUAUGUGGAGAACGCGAAGUCUUAGCACAGGUUAAGCUCAAGUUCAACGUCCCUCCCGAAACCACCUACGUUGUUACUCGUAACCUGCAGCUCACCGUAAAGAAGACCGCGAGAUCCCAGAAGACCCUCGAUGGAACUCUCCUCACCAACCAUGCGGGAGAGAAAGGCUCAGCAUCUUCCCGAGUCGUCGAUCUCGAUACCGCCGUUCCUAAAGCCCUCGGUGUUGCCGCCGCUAUCCUCGAUUCCGUUAUAUUUUGCCACCAAGAUGAAUCUCUAUGGCCCAUGAGCGAGCCCUCGGCUCUCAAGAAGCGGUUCGACGAGAUUUUUGAAGCUAUGAGAUAUACCAAGGCCAUCGAUAACCUAAAGAUGCUGAAGAAGAAGACCGGAGACGAUCUGCAGAAACUAAAGAUCCGAGAGAGCCAAGAAAAAGUCAACAAAGACAAGGCUGAGAAAAGCGAGAAGCAGGCGCAGGCCUUGGAGGCCGAGAUAGAAGUACUACGGGUCAAAUUUAAGGAAACCAAGGAAGAAAAGGAAGUAGCUGAUCAGAACGCUCUAGAGAUGCACCAGCAGGCGAACAGUUUCCUCAACAUUGUCAAUGAGUUGGAGAGUAACAGGCGCGAACUUGGCUAUCUACAGCAGAAGUUAGAAGAGACAAGAUCUAGAAUGGAUGAGAUGGAUAAAACCGACGAUUGGCUUCAGGAUACUUUGGCUCAGUACGAAGACCGAGUCUCCAGAUAUGAAGGUGAGCUUGAAGGAAAUAUCAAACAGUAUGGGCAAUACCAAAAGGAGUUGUCAAAGUCUCGUCGGGACAUGGAUGAGAAACUAGCGGAGCGAGGCAUGCGCCAAUCCGAUGAAGCAAAGUAUGAACGUCAGCUCGCCUCGCGCGUCGAACAAAUCCACCAAUCGGCUCAAUUACAUAGCAUUCGUGGUUUCGAGGGAGAUUUGGAUGAUCGUAAAGUCCAGGCAUUUCAAGAACGAAUCCAGAAACUUCUAGCAGACAAAAAGCGCGAGCUUGAAAGCUUGCAGUCUGAAAAUGCCGAAGAGCUUGAUAACAAAAGAGCUGCAAUCGUCGACUUAGAAAGCCAGAAGAACCGCCAUAGCCAGAGCCGUAUUUCUGCAAGGCAAGAAAUCAGUAAGAUCGAGAGACGAAUUGCAGCCCUGCAAAGAGAUCUUAAUUCGGUACAGGUUGAUGAGGGUAGCAAAGCACUACUCGACUCUUCUUUCAAAGAUGUAGAGAAGCGACUUGGAGAAGCUACCCAAGACUUGGCAACUUCGGAUUUCGAUGCAAAACUACAGCAGGAGGAAAAUAAGCUACAGCAACUCGAGGUGGAGAGUAGUCGACUUGGUCGCGAGCUCGUAGAAUCCACCAGACUUCUUGCCGAUCGAGCUCAACUCGACGUCCGCAAGACAGAAUUGGUUGAGAAGAAGCGAAAGUUAGACACUCUUACUAAUACGUGGAACGACAAGAUGUCCAGUAUGAUUGGAAGCGCAUGGCAACCCUCAACGAUCGACCGAGAGUUUCAAAAGACACUGCAGCUGAAGACCCAAGCUUAUGAAGAGGCAGCCCGAAACCGCGACGAUAUCGCUCAACAACUCAAACAGAUACAAUACACAUUGUCAACCUCCCAAGAGAAGGCUAGAAAGCGCAAUGACGAAAUAGACCGAUGCAAAUCUGCAGUUCUCGACGCGCUUAAAAAGGCAGAUCCUACCACUGAACCAACAGUGGAUAAAUUGCCUAAAGAAAUGGAACGUCUGGAAGGGGAAAUCCUCACGUUAGAGACAGAUAUUGUUCUUUUCGACCACUUAAAGGGUUACUAUCAGUCGUGUGAUGACGUACUCAAAAGGCAAAACCGAUGCAAAUUAUGUGAUCGCACCUUUGUCGAUGCAAACGAUAAGUCGCGAAUAGUCAGGAAAAUCAGGGAAGCUCUCCAAGACGACAAAAAGGAAGACCUGCAACACGAUUUAGCUGAGUUUGAACAGCUAUUGGGGAACCUUCAAGCGGUUCGCCCAAAGAGAGAAUCGUAUGUCAGACUCAUGUCAGAGAAGGAAGAGUCGGACAGAGAGAUCCUAGUUGCUAAAGAGAGAGAAGAAAGCACGGUUCAACGCGUUGAAGAACUAGAUGAACUUGUCAGGGGAAGACUAGAAGAAAAGCAAGACCUAGAAUCGAUGAGCAAAACAGUUCACAACAUCUCCCAGACAUUCAACGAAAUUGAGGAAGCCGAGGCUCAAGUUGAGAGAAUUAUGUCUCAACAACAAUCAAGUGGCACCGUUCGAAGCACUCACGAUAUCCAUGAGCUACAGGAUAAAUGUGCCGAACAGAUGAGGGCAGUGAAGAAUGAUAUCUCUAAGUUGUCUACUGAUAAACAUCGCGUGCGGGACCUGAUAAACUCGCUUGAGCUUGAGCGGAGUCGAUUAAGCAACAGGAUUAACGACGCAGCCCGGCAGCUUGAGAAAAAGAAAAGUUUCCAAGAUCAGAUUCAGGCUCAGAAGGACGAUAUAAGCAAGCAAAAAGAGGCCAUCCAGGAAGCAGAUAAGGAGCUAGGAUUGAUCGAACCCGAGAUUACCAAGGCUAAAACCAUCCGAGAUGACGCUCAGCAGAGGGGACGUGUGAAAGAGAAGAGAGUUGCCGAUGAGCGAGAUGGGCUUGCAGCCUCAGUAAGUGAGCUCAAGCUAGUCAAUAGUGAUAUCGAAGACUAUCUAGAUCGAGGCGGACCAUCACUCCUUGCUGCGACGGAACGGGCAAUACAAAUCCUUGACAAUGGCAUUAAACGUAUUGAAAAAGAUAUGAACGAUCUGACCGCACGAACCAAUAAGAUCAAGGAGGAAAUUGGUAACAGCGAGAGUAGAAGAAAGAAUAUUAUCGACAAUCUCGCCUACCGUAAAACUCUUCGAGAUAUCGAGAAAUUCAGACGAAAUAUCGAAGAGCUGGAGUCUCGUAAUGCGAGCCAAGACUAUGAACGACUUGACCAAGAAGCCAGAGAUUGGGAGUCGAAAAGCCACUUACUGAACGCGGACAUCGGUUCACUUAAAGGACAGAUGAUGAGUAAAGAUGGAGAGCUAGGCCGAUUGUUGGAAGAGUGGGAAAUCUACUACAAGAACGCGGCCCAGCAGUACCGCGAAAUUCAUAUCAAGGUAGAGGCGACUAAAGCAGCAAUUGAAGAUGUAGGCAUGUACGGUACGGCACUCGGCAACGCCAUUAUGCGAUACCAUGCUAUGAAGAUGGAAGAGGUGAACCGGAUUGCGGGCGAGCUGUGGCAGAGCACAUACCAAGGCACCGACAUAGACACAAUUCUAAUCAAGUCGGACAGCGAGGUCACGACAGGCCGUAGCUCAUAUAAUUACCGCGUAUGCAUGGUCAAGCAGGACACGGAAAUGGACAUGCGAGGCAGAUGUUCGGCCGGCCAAAAGGUGCUAGCAAGCAUCAUUAUCCGACUAGCACUAGCCGAGUCCUUCGGCAUCGGCUGUGGGCUUAUCGCUCUCGACGAACCCACCACAAAUCUCGACCGAGACAACAUCCGAAGUCUCGCCGAGAGCCUGCACGCCAUCAUCCAAAACCGCAAGGCCCAGGCCAACUUCCAACUCAUCGUCAUCACUCACGACGAAGAGUUCCUGCGGCAUAUGCGCUGCUCGGAUUUCUGUGACUACUUCUACCGCGUUAAGCGCGAUGAUAAGCAGAACAGUAUGAUUGAGCGCGAGAGUAUUUCCACGGUCAUCUGAAGGACAGAAAAGACGAAGGGAAUAAAUUGCUGUGGAUUUGUACUUGAUAUCAGAGUGCUGCCUUUCCUCGGCUAAUCGCGCAGCAUGGCGUUUUGCUCCCCUACACUGCUAUUAGGGGUUCUGGUGCUGGCGCCAUGCGAAUGCAAAAGAGCUAGGGAAUAUGGGAAUGAAUCAAUGAAUGGAGAUACAUUCAUGGACUACGUUGUGGUCGAUUUUGAUGAAUCGACUUGGGAUUCGGUAGAGGUCUAAUGUUUAUUACCUCUACCUCUGUGUGUACCUAAUGUCUAGGUCGAUAUCUGUCUAGAUAGAUACGUAGGUGUAAGACGUAAUACGACG